Closterium sp. NIES-67 is the source of this 1155-nucleotide messenger RNA. NCBI's taxonomy places the organism in Eukaryota, Viridiplantae, Streptophyta, Zygnematophyceae, Desmidiales, Closteriaceae. The record is from the annotation of a GenBank genome assembly.
CCUAAGCAGGAACCGCCUCCUAAGCAGGUCGCAUCGCAUCUUGCGCCCAGUUGGACGCGCCAUCAGCUUAUAUAUUGUUGUGUGAAGCAUCUUCUUAGCACAGUCAGUGAAGACUUGCACCCAGGUUCAAUCGUUGAGCAAGACCGAGACUAAUCGUACACAGCUUCUUUUGUUCUGGUAAUAACAUGACGACGACAAUUUCCUCCGCCUCCCUCCACCAGCGCAACGUCGCCCGAUCCUCAUCUGCAGUCGAGCCUCGAUUUCAUCGCGAAGUGGUGCAAAGCGACGCCGUGCGAAACGAAUUGGUGCGAGCAUUUCGCCUGAUCGACACCAACGGCGACGGCCGGAUCUCCUACGAAGAGCUCUCAGUUCUCCUUAAUCGCCUAGGUAUCGACGACGGUCUAGCUGUCGUCCAAGAUAUCAUCGGCCACGCGGAUCGCGACGGCGACGGUCAGAUCGACGUCGAGGAAUUUUUACUCGCUGCCCAUAAAGCUCCCUGUAACUGUCACAGCAUCGGCGCGCCUUGCUGGCACGAAAACGAGGAUCUUCAAAAGGCUUUUACGCUGUUCGAUUGUGACAAUAGCGGGGAUAUUACAGCGGAGGAGCUCCAGCAGGCGAUUUGGAAAUUGAGCGGCGAUUCCGUGAGCCUUUCGGAUUGCCAGAGGAUGAUCGCCAGGGUUGACUCUAACGGGGAUGGAAUGGUGGACUUUAACGAGUUUCAGCGCAUGAUGGAGGGAGUGUUCGGCUGAAAGCAUGACGCUCACGUGGCAUACUCGCCCUUGAUAUUAACAUAGGUACUACCGUACGCCUGUCAAUAAGACCCGACCCGACCCCAUGCCGACCGACAGAGCCAUCAUCAUGACGCCAUGGUGGCAUGAGACCUCUCCCUCUAGUAGCAGAAUAAGUGCACCAGGGGUUUCCGUUCCCCUUUCCAGUUCGGACAUGAAUUCAGAAUCGCACCCCGUUAGUACACCAGCCCUCUGGUAUUUGCGGACCUCCUGCAUACACUCUCAUCUGCUGGAUUCUUAUCUUGUAAUAUUUAAUUUCUUUUCUGAGAUGUUACUUUGUGCAGCAUCAUAUUGUUGGCAGAACCUCAACCCUGAACCUGGAGCUGUCAAACCAGCUUUUUAAAUGGACCACAAGAGUUUCUCAUCA